This is a messenger RNA of Phycodurus eques (leafy seadragon), 1395 nucleotides long. Its product is annotated as zona pellucida sperm-binding protein 3-like. The coding region runs from base 7 to 1395 and encodes 462 amino acids. Gene Ontology annotation, cellular component: extracellular matrix. The record is from RefSeq and is a predicted model, not a curated record. Gene Ontology annotation, biological process: positive regulation of acrosome reaction; egg coat formation; binding of sperm to zona pellucida. The transcript has 8 exons. Gene Ontology annotation, molecular function: acrosin binding. Lineage: Eukaryota; Metazoa; Chordata; Actinopteri; Syngnathiformes; Syngnathidae.
UUAAAAAUGAAUCGUUCGCCCUGUUGGACCUUCUUCGUCCUCGUCGCCAUUUUCGCCCUCACAGAAAGCCGCCGCUAUCACUUGGUAUCUUACGACCGCGGUGGAGCUCAGAGGCCGAGUGCGGCUUCAGGUUCCGUCCAGUCUCAUUUCCCUUCACAGCAGCAGGGCGCUCGCGCCACAGCGGUGUUGGUAAGAUGUCACCCGGACUCUAUGGAGCUCGUGGUUCAGGCUGACUUGUUCGACACGGGAUUUCUGGUGGACCCGGAACAUCUGCGCCUCGGUUCAGACCCGGCGAGUGGAAGUGGGUUGUGCCGUGCGGGCCGGACUGGAGAUGACUGGACGUUGACCAUAUGGGCCAACCUCCUGGACUGUGGAACUCUGCUCUCGUCAACACAAGACAAGAUAAUCUAUUCAAAUGUGCUGGUCUACUCACCUGAGCCAUCAUCUGAAGGCUUGUUCCGACUGGAUGGAGUGACCAUUCCGGUCGCGUGCCAUUUUGACAAGAGUUAUUCUGUGGCUAGCAUGUCCUUGCGCCCUGGCUGGGUACCUUCAGUCUCUGUGGUUUCAGCGGACAAUCGCAUAGACUUCAAACUGCGCCUCAUGACAGACAACUGGCAGUUUGAGAGGCGCUCUCAUGCGUACUUUGUGGGCGACCCGAUGCAUUUCGAGGUGUCCGCUGUGGUCCGCAAACACAAGCCCUUGCGAGUCUAUGUGGAGCGUUGUGUUGCUACGGCCGGCCCAGACCCUCGUGCUGCCUUAAGAUACGACUUUAUUGAGCGUAACGGAUGUCUCUUUGAUGCCUUCCUGACAAACUCCAGCUCUCACUUCCUGUCCAGGGUUGAAGGGCACAUGCUUCAAUUUCAGCUUGAAGCGUUCAUGUUCCACCAACAGCCCAACAGUCAGGUUUACAUCACUUGCUGGUUGAGGGCUGUUCCAGACUCGUCAUGGGUCAGAUCUCAGAACAGGGCCUGCUCAUUUAUUGACAACAGAGCACAUCGAUGCAGACCUGCUCUUUGUCCGGACGACCAGGACUGCUGUCCCCGAGGAAACUCUACCGCCUGUUGCGACUCUUUGGAGGAAACUACCUACUACCAUGUCGCCAUGGUGACUCGGAAACUUUCCGGCGUUCUCAUCAUGCUCCUUCUCUUCGCUUUGGGAUACCUGGUCCAGUGUGUGUUGUGUUCCCGAUCUAGACCUCUUAACCCGGAUCAUGGUGCGCACCCGGCUGUCACGACGUCUCAGGAGCUGCUGGUGGAGAGCUCCACGCCGGACAGCCUCCUGGAAGGCAGAACCACGGCUCAUCUGCCCACAUAUGAACAAUGCAAGCAUUUACCCACUUAUGAGGAGACUGUGCGGUAUGGACAACCUCAGUCCUCUGCAGGACAAACUACAUGA